AUGUUCCCAGUCUUUAAGCAGUCCCAACCUAAGAUAGUUAAGUCCAAAUUCACACCUGAGGAAGACAAGAAGCUUAUAGAACUUGUCAGCAAUGCCACAGAUGUUGAUUGGAACAAGAUAGCAGCCCAAUUUUCAAAUAGAAAUCCUAGACAAUGCAGGGAGAGAUGGCAGAACUAUUUAAACCCAGCUCUCACUAGUAAUAAUUGGACUGAAGAAGAGGACCAGCUUAUCCUUGAACGUUUCAAAGAAAUGGGUCCACAUUGGAACGCAAUCGGACGUACCUUUGUCGGUCGUUCCGGAAAUGCAGUUCGCAAUCGUUAUUUAGUUCUUAUGAGACAUCAGCAGAAGAAAUUCCGCUUACAUAAAUUCAACGAUUAUGUUCCAUAUACUGAAAACCCAAUGAUGCCUAUGCCUGCUUUAGAACCAAUGCAGAAAUACUACAUGGCUCAGCAAAUGAAUGCACAACAAAUGAUGUACGCUUAUCAGCAAAUGAACGCUCAGCAGAACACUUAUCAAUAUCAACCACAACCUGUUCAACAACCACAACAGCCAAUGAUGCCAGUAGUCCAGCAACCUGUCAAGCAGCAAGUAGAACCAAUCCUAGAACAACCAGCUGUAGAACAUCCAAUCGAAGAUGUAUUUGAAGAUAGUACAAUAUCAGAAAUCUUCGUUGGAGGCGAUGAUUUCGAGUUCUUAGAUUCUAUGUUUUGUUAA
Messenger RNA from Trichomonas vaginalis G3, 714 nucleotides. RefSeq names its product RNA polymerase II transcription regulator recruiting protein. Bases 1 to 714 code for a protein of 237 amino acids. Lineage: Eukaryota; Parabasalia; Trichomonadida; Trichomonadidae. Gene Ontology annotation, molecular function: DNA-binding transcription factor activity, RNA polymerase II-specific; RNA polymerase II cis-regulatory region sequence-specific DNA binding. Gene Ontology annotation, cellular component: nucleus. Gene Ontology annotation, biological process: regulation of DNA-templated transcription. The transcript has a single exon. The record is from RefSeq and is a predicted model, not a curated record.